Centropristis striata (black sea bass) is the source of this 997-nucleotide messenger RNA. RefSeq lists its product as uncharacterized. Bases 30 to 791 code for a protein of 253 amino acids. NCBI's taxonomy places the organism in Eukaryota, Metazoa, Chordata, Actinopteri, Perciformes, Serranidae. The transcript is spliced from 7 exons. The record is from RefSeq and is a predicted model, not a curated record.
CAACAGUGUAUGAAGAUACAGCGGGAACGAUGUACUGUCCAUUCUGUGGAUCUGUGCUUACAGCUUCCCCUGCCUUUUGCUGUGCAUGUGGCAAAAACAUAACUUUUUUAAAGCAUGUCAAAGAAGACACGCCUGCCACUCAUGCACAAGUUGAUGUUGCACAACCUAGCACCAGUGCAGAGGGAAACUCAAGCAUAGAGACAUUUUUGAAGUUUAGGGCAGUUAAAGAAAGGGAGAGAAAGUCUUUCUUUUCAAAGAAACGUCAGGCCUCUCAGAGUGAAAAGAAACAGAAACCAGUGAAGAUUUAUGUUGGAGUUAUGAGGCUGACAGGUGACUCCCUAAAACCUGUAAGAGGGAAGUCACUCCCUCUUGACAUUCAGCCUCACUGGACAUCAGAGCAGCUAUUGGCUUCUGCUGUUAAAAAACAAAUAGAUUUUAACCAGGACAUGCAGGAUGUUGUCCAUGUUUUGUUGUACCCUGAUGGCAGACAAGUGAUAAACAUCCCAGGAACAGAUGACCCUUUCACUGUCCAGAAGUACAAGGAGGCAUUAGGGAAGGCCUACCAGAAGAUAACACUAUACAUUUGCACUGCAGAGGAUUUUGAAACCAGUUGUGGACAGUCUUCUAGUGAAGAUGACAGUGUCGUCCAUGUGAACGUGCCAUCUGUGGAAAGUGAUCUCUCUGACACUAUGGUCUGGGACAUUCCAGAUAGUGUGAGCACACCAAGAAUGGAGAAAGUUUUGCAGGGACCCUCCAAAUGCCAACAACCAGAAUCUCAUCAAGUAAGUUAAAAAAAAAAAAAGAUUAUACCCAAUAGUAUUGAUUGAUUGAUUUAUGAUGUGCAUUAGUUCUAAGCAGGUAACAAUUCUGAGUAAUUAACUGAUUAACUUAAAAAAAAUAAUAUUUUUAAUUAGGAUGGACAGCAACCAACUGCCCAGGAACAGAAUCUGAAUACCUGUUACAGGUAAGCUGGUGGACAGUUAGUGUGUGUAAAUAU